GCUAUGCAUUUAGGAGUAUUUUCCUACUAUUUCCCUACUUGGCAAAUUAUUGUUGAUAGUAAUGUUCAUUCGUCCUGAUUAUCUUAAUAUAGAUGGACUUGCAAUUAUAGUAAAAAAAUACAGGGAAAUAUAUAGAUUAAUAAAUAUAUAAGGAAAAUAAGAUAUAUUUUGUUUUUAACAAGGAUCACAAUUAGCGAUUUGUAAAGAUGGGUGUGCUUUUUCAAAUUAUAGGGUCUGCAAUUGUAUGUUCCCUUACCAUGAGCUCAGGAAUUAUGUUCGCGUGGCCAUCCUCCACCACCCUGCUGUUCAGGUCUGAGAACACGACUCUGAACAGGCCAAUGUCCAGCGGCGAGAUCGGUUUGUUGGGGAGUCUGUCCAGUGCUGGGGCGCUGGCUAGUACACCAGUUAUAGCGAUGAUGAUAGAUAAACUUGGGAGGAAGAACUCUUCGAUGCUGUGUGGCUUGAUGAAUGUGAUAGGCUGGACAAUGAUCGCUUUUUCCCGGCAAGUGGAAGUCAUCAUGACUGGUAUCUUCAUCGGCGGAUUAGGGGGGGCAGCCUUCCUCAUCGUGGCCAUGUACGUCGGGGAAUUCUGCCAGGAAUCCAUCAGAGGAGCCAUGUCAUCUGGCUCGAUGGUUAUGUACGGAGUGGGUAUACUGCUGGCGUAUAUAACUGGGGGUUUGCUGGAUUAUUGGACUAAUGUGUACGCUUGUUUGGCGCUGACGGUCGUGAAUCUUGGACUGCUGAGCUGGUUGAAGGAGUCGCCUGUGUUUCUGUUGAUGAAGGGGUCGGAGAAGGACGCCGCAAUCUCCAUAGCCUUCUAUCGAAGAAUAAAGCCAUCUUCUAAGGAAGUCGUGGAAGAAUUGGACAAAUUGAGAAGAAUUAUCAACCCUGAAGAAGAAGAAAUAACUGCUGAAGAAGAAAAAUUAAAGCCAAGAAUUGAAAAGCAGGUGGAAAAGUUUAAUCUAUGGCAGUUCUUCAAGAAAUCACGCUCAACUCGUCGAGCCCUACUCAUCACUGUCAUCCUCAUGACAGCGUCCAUCUUCCAAGGUCUGGUGGUAGUCCAGGUGUAUGCCGAACCGCUUUUCAUCAAGACUGUACCAGAAAUGCCGACAACCGUAGCUACAGUUAUUUUCGCCAUCAUCAAUGUGUUAGCCGGAUUUUUGGCUGCUUAUUUGACAGAGAUUUGUGGGCGGAAGCCACUAAUAGUCUACCCGUCCCUCGGCGCGGCGGCGUGCUGUUUGCUCUGUGGCCUGCAACUCUACACAUCAUUCGGUCCCAACUGGCUCAUACCACUGUUUAUAUACGCAUUCGCAACGUGCUUCGCUCUGGGAGCCGCCACGGUGCCCUUCGUGUUGUUAGCUGAAGUUUUCUUACCAGAAGUGAAAAGUUACAUGACGAUGAUGAUAGUGGAAUGGACUUGGCUUUGCAACUUCCUGAUCCUGAUCGUAUUCGACCCGCUCAUGAACGCCAUCGGACUGGGGCCGGUAUUCUUCAUAUUCUCCAUCACCUGCUUCGUCACAGCUGUCUUCAGCAUCUUCUUCGUCCCUGAAACUAAGGGCCUGCCUUUGGACGAAAUACAAAGGUUGUUGGUACCGAAGAAGCAUAGAAUUAAUGUUUAGAAGUGAAUUUUGUGGGGUUGCCAGUGCGAUUUUAGCGCUAUGUAUGUGUGCGAAUUUAGCGCCACGUAUAAAAGAAUACAGGUUUUUCGAUAAUCCCAUGAGGACUAUAGCUUUUACUGGGAUGA
Molecule: messenger RNA, 1744 nt
Organism: Amyelois transitella
Lineage: Eukaryota; Metazoa; Arthropoda; Insecta; Lepidoptera; Pyralidae
Product: facilitated trehalose transporter Tret1
Exons: 8
Coding region: 207-1619 (470 amino acids)
Biological process (GO): transmembrane transport
Cellular component (GO): membrane
Molecular function (GO): transmembrane transporter activity
Source: RefSeq, a predicted model, not a curated record